Messenger RNA from Penicillium salamii, 1200 nucleotides. Lineage: Eukaryota; Fungi; Ascomycota; Eurotiomycetes; Eurotiales; Aspergillaceae. The record is from the annotation of a GenBank genome assembly.
AUGACGGAUAAGCUACCCCCGCCACUUCUGGCGCUGUUCCAGCCGCGCCCACCCCUUCGAUAUCUACCCCCAAGCGAUCGCGCACCCGAGGACUGCGGGAAGAGUACCAUUUCCGGUGUCGCUCAGUUCCUUGCUGAUGCGAAAUCCGCCGAAGAGAUUCCCUACAAUGCCACUGAGAGCUGGAUCCAGCGCAAAUAUCGCCAAAAGAUUGAGAAGAAGCAACAGCAGGAGAAGCAACUUGCAGACGGUUUGCAAAACUUCAACCCUGAAAAAGAUCCUCAAGCUCGAGGCGAUCCAUUCAAAACUCUCUUUAUCGCGCGACUCAGUUAUGAAGUCAAAGAAGCCGACCUGGAACGAGAGUUCGGCCGAUUUGGUCCCAUUGAGAGAAUUACACUUGUCAAAGACACCACAUCGGACAAGAAAAAGAAGGCCCACCAGGGCUAUGCCUUCGUGGUGUAUGAGCGCGAGAAGGACAUGAAAGCUGCAUACAAAGAAACAGAUGGCAUCCGGAUUAAGGACCGUCGAGUCCUGGUAGAUGUUGAGCGUGGCCGUACCACAAAGGGAUGGAAGCCUCAACGUUUCGGUGGUGGUCUCGGUGGACGUGGCUAUACCAAGGCCAUGCCAUCCCGGCCUGGGGGUCCCGGAUUCAAUGCUCCCUCCGGUCCCGGUGGGUAUGGAGGUGGAUUCCGCGGUGGCUUCGGAGGCCGUGGUGGUGGUGGAGGUUUCCGUGGCGGCGGUGGCGGCGGCUUCCGUGGUGGUGGUGAUCGAUUUGGCGGUCCUCGCGGGGGAAUUGGAUACCAGGGCAACCGCAACGGCUUCGGUGGACAAGCUCCUCCCAAUGCCCCUUCGGGUCCCGGUGGUGGCCGUGGAGGAUUCAGAGGUGGUUACGGCGGCGGCGGCGGUGGUCCCCGGUUCGACCGUGGAGUAACUGGCAGCAAUUCGGAACCUGUGCGGCCUCGAGGAGAUGGCUAUGCUGACCGUGACCGUCGCGACUUUGACCGUGAUGACCGCUACAGAGACCGUGGUGGUGACCGUGGUGGGGAUCGUGAUCGCAUGGGAGACCGCAAUGGAGACCGAUACCGGGAUCGGGAUCGUGAGCGUGAUAGGUAUGGAGGCGGUGGCCGUGAGGACUAUGGACGCAAGCGACACCGCGAAGAUGAACCUGGACAGGAUGAUCCUCGUUCUAGGAGACGGUACUAG